Messenger RNA from Entamoeba histolytica HM-1:IMSS, 564 nucleotides. RefSeq lists its product as uncharacterized. The coding region runs from base 1 to 564 and encodes 187 amino acids. The record is from RefSeq and is a predicted model, not a curated record. NCBI's taxonomy places the organism in Eukaryota, Evosea, Mastigamoebida, Endamoebidae. The transcript has a single exon.
AUGGAAACAACAACUAUGCAUGACUUUAUGGUUUCAUUACAGAAACAUAUUAAUGAGGCAUUGAUAAGUGAUGAAGAAGAUGGAUGUCCAUUAAAUGGUAUUCUUAUUACAACAAACCAAUGUUUAAAUUGUAAUAUUGAAUGGACACAAUCUGCAUCACCGUUUUUUAUUACUAUAGAAAAGAAUAUUGAUAUUCAAAUUGACUCAGUUCAGAAAGCAAUUAUUUCAUUCUUAGAGGCUCAUUAUUGUUCAAGAAAACAGUGUGGAGUAUGUAAUAAAGAUUUAAUGGUAAUUAAUGAAUAUUUAUUUGCACCAAAAAUCUUGUGUGUUGAACUUGCUCAUUUAGAUGUUCCUUUAAACCUUGGGAAAUCCAUUGUUGUUAAUGGAAUGGAAUAUGAUUGUAUUGCUGCGAUUUACAAGAGGAAUAAUGUCUUAUAUUCUACUAGGCUGUCAAGUACAAAUGAAUGGAUAUAUUCUGAUCCAUCAAUUGGUGAGUUAUUACAAUCAGAUGAUAUUCAAUUUACCUUCUUUAGACAAAAACCAAGUUAUUUGCAUGACCUGUGA